This is a messenger RNA of Penicillium cosmopolitanum, 387 nucleotides long. RefSeq names its product Mg2+ transporter protein CorA-like/Zinc transport protein ZntB. NCBI's taxonomy places the organism in Eukaryota, Fungi, Ascomycota, Eurotiomycetes, Eurotiales, Aspergillaceae. Gene Ontology annotation, biological process: metal ion transport; transmembrane transport. The transcript is spliced from 2 exons. Bases 1 to 387 code for a protein of 128 amino acids. Gene Ontology annotation, molecular function: metal ion transmembrane transporter activity. The record is from RefSeq and is a predicted model, not a curated record. Gene Ontology annotation, cellular component: membrane.
AUGCUUAAUCUCGGUAAGCUCAGCCGCUAUGACGCGAAACUUAUGAUUGAGAUUGCACGAGAUUCGCGCUCCGUUGCACUUUCUACUGCCCGGGACAGUGCUUCGAUGAGAAUACUCGCCAUUGUCACAAUUCUGUUCCUACCAGCUACAUUCACCGCUACCUUUUUUUCUAUGACAUUCUUCAAUUUCCUCGACGCAGACAGCCCGAAAGCUUCACCGUGGAUCUGGAUAUACGUGGCCGCUACUGGCCUCUUGACUGUCAUUAUCCAAGGAAUCUGGGCAUUUAUGUCACAUAGAAGCCAGGCCAAGCCCAUAUCUGACUCGCAAAGUGAUUUCAAAGUGAUGCAGAACGAGAAUCUGAGUUUGUCUGCAUCAAGCGGUCUGUAA